CCGAGGUGCUGUCAUUUCACCGACUGGACUUUUACCAAAGAGAGAAGAAGAAGAAGAGAGAGACACAGCUUCACUUCAUAUCUUCAUCACUCAGGUCGAGAGUGUCUCACAUGGACGCAGUGAUCCGCCGGUGCCCUUUCCUCACCACUGUUCCCAGUGUCUUCCUGCAGCUGGCUGGGAAGUCAUCGCUGGUGAACUAUGCACAAAAGUGCCCCGUGAUGAUGGACCUGGCCUCCAGAGCUCUGUCCUCUAUGGCCUCUGUGUCCAAACACACUUCAACAAAUGACGCUCAAAAGCAUGAAGCAUUGCCCCCAGGACACACUACGCCACCUGCUGGCCAGGCUGUAGGCUCUAAAUGCCCUUUCUUGGCUGCAGAGAUGGUGCAGAAACACAACAGGGUAGUUAGGGAGGCCAGCAUGGAGCUGCAGGAGGACGUGCAGCAGAUGCAAUCUUUCUACACAGGGAAAAAGAACAUGGAUUUAUCAGUUGUGGAUCUCAUCGAGGCAGACAAGUCAAACAUGGAGGCACCAAAAACACUUUUUAAACCAGUGUCACACCUGUUAAAGGAUAAUCUGCCUAAAGCUGUCACAUACCAGUAUGACAAGUUUUUUGAAGAGAAGAUUGAAAGCAAGAAGACGGAUCACACGUACAGGGUUUUUAAGACUGUGAACAGACGCGCCUCUUCAUUCCCGAUGGCAGACGACUACUCGGAGUCUUUUCAUGCAAAGAGAGACGUGUCUGUGUGGUGCAGCAACGACUACCUCGGCAUGAGCCGUCACCCCACAGUCACCAAGACUAUAGUCGAGACAGUUCAAAAGCAUGGUGCUGGUGCAGGAGGCACACGAAACAUUUCAGGGACAAGUAAAUUUCAUGUGGAGCUUGAACAGGAGCUGGCUGACCUGCACAACAAGGACGCUGCACUGCUCUUCACCUCCUGCUUUGUAGCCAAUGACUCCACGUUGUUUACUCUGGCAAAAAUGCUACCAGGUUGUGAAAUCUACUCUGACGCAGGCAACCAUGCCUCGAUGAUUCAGGGUAUAAGAAACAGUGGGGUCAAGAAGUUUGUCUUCCGUCACAAUGACGUCAGCCACUUACAGGAGAUGCUCGAGAAAUCUGAUGCCUCAACUCCAAAGAUUGUUGCCUUUGAGACGGUGCACUCAAUGGACGGGGCUGUGUGCCCACUUGAAGAAAUGUGUGACAUUGCCCACAAGUAUGGUGCUCUGACCUUCGUGGAUGAAGUUCACGCUGUGGGCUUGUAUGGGCCCAGAGGAGGAGGCAUCGGGGACAGAGACAGAGUCAUGCACAAGAUGGACAUCAUCUCUGGUACCCUCGGCAAAGCAUACGGCUGUGUGGGUGGUUACAUCGCCAGCACCAGCGCUCUGGUGGACGCAGUACGCUCCUACGCUGCAGGCUUCAUCUUCACCACUUCUCUGCCUCCCAUGCUGCUCGCAGGGGCGAAGGAAUCCAUCAAGAUCCUGAAAAGUGAAGAAGGCCAGGUGCUCAGGAGGAAACACCAGAGGAGCGUCAAGCUUCUCCGACAGAUGCUGAUGGACUCAGGCCUUCCGGUUGUCCACUGUCCAAGCCACAUCAUCCCUGUCCGGGUUGCAGAUGCAGAGAAGAACACUGAGAUCUGUGACAUCAUGAUGUCUCGCUACAACAUCUACGUCCAGGCAAUCAACUACCCCACCGUGGCUAAAGGAGAGGAGCUGCUGCGCAUCGCCCCCACACCACACCACACCCCACAGAUGAUGUACCACUUUGUUGACCAGCUGACGAAGACGUGGACCGAGGUGGGUUUGGAGCUGAGGCCGCACUCGUCAGCAGAGUGUAACUUCUGCCAGCAGCCUCUUCACUUCGAGCUGAUGAGCGAGAGGGAGAAGUCCUACUUCACAGGCCUCAGUCACAUGAUAUCAGCUGUGGCCUGAUGUCAAGUAAAACUCUAAAUCCUAGAUGUAUUCAAGCUAUUUAUUUUAUUUAAAUGAAAUACAUCACCACAUAUAAAAUGUGCAGUGGCCAAUAACAUUUUGUGGCUAAAGUGGUCAUUUACUCUUUUGUUUUAAAUUUGAAAGGUUGUUUUAUACAUACAUUUAUUUUACUUUAUUUUGUGGUUUUCACUUUAUAUAUAUAUACAGGACUACGUUUCAAAGCAGGUUGAAGGUUAAUUAGCAUUGUUUUUGUAGCAGAGGUAAUCAUGGGUUCUUACUGUAAAUUGUGUUUUAUCUUAUUUUCUUAAUGCAUCCAGUGAGAAAAUGGGACAAUAAAGCUCUCAUAUCAUACCCUGUCACAUCUAUACAUAUAUAUAAAUAUAUAUACUCCCGUUAAACAUCUUACGAAAUGUAUAUAUAAGGUUUGGGUGGGUUAGUCGUAUCUGAAUAAUCUAUCGGAACAUUUCACUUUACAAAAAAAUGCUAAUAAAAAGUGCCUCAUAAAA
Molecule: messenger RNA, 2431 nt
Organism: Paralichthys olivaceus (Japanese flounder)
Lineage: Eukaryota; Metazoa; Chordata; Actinopteri; Pleuronectiformes; Paralichthyidae
Product: 5-aminolevulinate synthase, non-specific, mitochondrial-like
Biological process (GO): hemoglobin biosynthetic process; heme biosynthetic process; erythrocyte development
Cellular component (GO): mitochondrion; mitochondrial matrix
Molecular function (GO): 5-aminolevulinate synthase activity; pyridoxal phosphate binding
Source: RefSeq, a predicted model, not a curated record